AUGAGCGGAGAACUCGUUUUCAUCACUGGAGGCAGCGGCCACGUCGGGUUUCGCGUGCUCGUGCGGGCGCUCGAGGCCGGCUACCGCGUGCGGGCCGCGGUGCGGAGCCCCGACAAGGCCCAGCAGAUCCUGGCCACGCCCUCAAUUCAGGCGCUCAACCCCGACGACGACCGGCUGUCGUUCGUGGAGGUGCCGGAUCUGACCGUCGAGGGGGCCUACGACCAGGCGAUUCAAGGCGCGCACUAUGCCAUCCACGUGGCCUCGCCGAUUCCGCAACAAACUCAGCUGAAUAACCUCGAACAGGACACUCCCAAUAGCGCCCGCCUGGUCGAGCACUUCAUUGACCCGGCGGUCCGCGGUACUCUGGGGCUGUUGACCGCCGCGCACAAGGCCGGCACCGUCCGGCGCGUCGUGAUCACCUCGUCUGGCGCGGCGAUCGUGCCGUGGUCGUUCGUGAUUUCUGGUGGCGGCGUCGACAGGGUGUUUGACGCUAACAGUCGUGUUCCGACCCUCCCCGCGGGGUACGAGUACAGCUCGGCCUUCGAGGCCUAUGCAUCGAGUAAAGUGGCGGCCUUGAACGAGGCAGAGCAGUGGCUGGCGACUACUCGGCCGUCCUUCGACGUGGUGCAUCUGUUCCCCGGGUUUGUGAUCGGACGCGAUGAACUGGCGCGCACACCCGCCGAUCUGAUGCGGGGAUCCAACCAGGAGGUUCUGGGUCCGGUAGUCUACGAGGCCCGGGACAGAUGCACCCCCAAUUCUGCCGUUCAUGUGGACGAUGUCGCCGACGCGCACGUCCGCUGCCUCGAUCCCACUGUCCCGGGAAAUCAGGGCUUCAUCCUCUCAUGGGGAGGGGUGCAGGGAACCGAGUGGCAGGACAGUCUGGAGAUCACCGCGCGCAGGUUUCGAGAUGAGGUGGAGUCUGGCCUGCUGCCCAAUAACGGGCAGAUCCAGUCGAUUCCCAUUCCUUUGGAUACGCGCACGACGGAGAAUGUGCUGGGAAUCAAGUUCCGCUCGUUCGAAGAGCAGGUCGUGGAUAUCGUAUCCUAUUAUCUUCAGCUGACGGCUGGCUGA
Aspergillus uvarum CBS 121591 is the source of this 1071-nucleotide messenger RNA. Its product is annotated as NAD(P)-binding protein. The record is from RefSeq and is a predicted model, not a curated record. Lineage: Eukaryota; Fungi; Ascomycota; Eurotiomycetes; Eurotiales; Aspergillaceae. The coding region runs from base 1 to 1071 and encodes 356 amino acids. The transcript has a single exon. Gene Ontology annotation, molecular function: oxidoreductase activity, acting on the CH-OH group of donors, NAD or NADP as acceptor.